GAGAGAGAGAGGGAGAAAAGAGAGAAGAAGAAAAUAGAUCAAAGGAGACAGUAGCCCGGGGGUGCAGGCGUGUGGGCAGGAGCUUGGUGGGCACAUAUUCAGGGUGGUGCAGGAGUCCGGGGCCUCAAACUGACGGGCGGAUUAUAUAUGAUCCUGAUAUUCACGUAAACAAAGAUGGCAAAGGUUCGCCUGCCACGGUGCCGCCUUUGGAAUGCUAUGGCUAUGAUUCAGAUCAUCCUUGGAAGUCUUGUCAUAAUAGUUAGUAUUAUGAGCCUGUUUAGGUUCUAUUCUGCUGGAUUCUUCUUGCGUGAUGAAGAAAUUUGCCGAAGGUUCUUUAGUUCAAAGGCGUCAUAUUCGGGUUUUGAUGUAAGCGCAUUGUCUAGUCGGGUGGAUGAAGUUCUUGAGAAGUUGGCUGAUUUGCAGAUCAAGCUUGAGAACACAGUGCAGCAGAUUGAUAAGAGAAACAUGUCAGCUCCCUUGUUUAAGAAGUUUUUGGAGGAUGAAUUUAUCCCACCUCUUUAUAGUGCUCACAUUUCUCUUAGACAGAUCAGAAUUCCAAAGGUAGAAGAGGGAUCGGGUUUGAAAGAGGACCCUCUGAUAAAUUUUUUCACUGUGGAAGAGAUAAGGAAGUAUGUUACAGCAAAGGAGAACAGAUCUGGAAAGGUCAAUGUUUAUGGAGCUAAGAGGAUGUACAAUACCAUUGGACAUGCAUGUGUUUUGAUGAAGAACGAAUUGGAAGCCUAUAUGAACUAUGACAUUGGGAGUUACUGCAAAGAUGACUGGAAUUUAGGACAGAGGCUCAUGAUCAAUGGGUGCGAUCCAUUGCCCAGAAGGAGAUGCUUGACUAGAGCUUCAAAAUCAUAUGGUAGGCCCUUGCCGAUUACAGAGUCUCUGUGGCAGAUACCAGAUGAUAAAAAUCUCAGGUGGAACCUUUACCAUUGCAAGAACUUUAGUUGCCUAGCAGAAAGUAAGCCAAACGGGAUAAGGAAGUGCACUGGUUGUUUCAAUCUGGAGAAGGAGAAGGUGAAGUGGGUAAGGAACAGCUCUUUAGCAGUAGAUUUUCUGAUGACAGAUGUGUUGAAUACAAAGCCCAGAGAAAUUAGAAUCGGUCUAGACAUCAGUGUUGGAACUGGAAGUUUUGCAGCAAGGAUGAGAGAACAUAACGUGACCAUUGUCACUACUGCUCUCAAUCUAGGAGCUCCAUUCAAUGAGAUGAUCGCACUUAGAGGCCUCAUUCCCCUGUUUGUGACAGUGAACCAGAGACUGCCUUUCUUCGACAACACGAUGGAUUUGAUCCACACCACCGGAUUCCUUGAUGGUUGGAUCGAUCUGCAACUAAUGGACUUUGUACUGUUCGACUGGGAUCGGGUUCUUAGACCAGGUGGGUUGUUGUGGAUCGACAGGUUCUUCUGCAGCAGAAAAGAUCUAGACGACUACAUGUACAUGUUCCUGCAAUUUAGAUACAAGAAGCACAAAUGGGUUGUCUCCUCUAAGUCCAAGGAAGAAGUUUAUCUUUCUGCAUUGUUAGAAAAGCCUCCAAGAACAGUGUGACUGGUUUUGUUUGUUUCUCUGUUGCUGCCUCUUUGAAGUGUUUUCUUAUUCUCUGUUGCUAUCCUUUUCAGAUGAAGCUUGUACUGCACUAAAAUGUAGCAUGCUGGGGAUAAUAUUAUUUUGUGAAAAGGGCUCUAAAUAAUUUAAAAUAUACUACU
This is a messenger RNA of Nymphaea colorata (pocket water lily), 1709 nucleotides long. Its product is annotated as probable methyltransferase At1g29790. Gene Ontology annotation, molecular function: methyltransferase activity. The record is from RefSeq and is a predicted model, not a curated record. The transcript has 2 exons. Lineage: Eukaryota; Viridiplantae; Streptophyta; Magnoliopsida; Nymphaeales; Nymphaeaceae. Bases 175 to 1551 code for a protein of 458 amino acids.